AUGGUUUCAGAUAAGCCUAUUCGUAUUGGUUGUUAUAGCGCUUUUUGGGGUGAUUCUGUUACUGCAGCAGAACAACUAGUUAGACUAGAGAAAGGCGCGUUAAACUAUUUAGUUGGAGACUAUCUUUCUGAAGUGACAAUAGGAUUACUUGCACGUAACCGUAAUCAGAAAUCAACAGAUCGUAAAAGUUUAAAAGGUGCAAGCCAGGGUGGUUACAUUUCCGAAUUUCUCACCUAUGUCCUACGGCCUCUACUACACGAAAUUGUCAAAUAUAAUAUUAAAAUAGUUACUAAUGCCGGAGGUUUGGAUCCUUUAGCAUGUAAAUCAGCAAUUGAAAGUUUAGUCAAAGAUCUUGAUCUUGAAGGCAAAGUAAUUGUUGCCGCGGUUACUGGUGAUGAUAUUUUGGAUAAAGUGCAUAAUGACAAUGAAUUACUUAAAUUUUCUCAUAUUCAAGGAAAUUCUGAGGAUACUGAAUGGUUUCCACUUGGCGAUAAAAAAGUUAUUUCACUUAACACAUACCUUGGUGCCAUUCCAAUUGUUAAAGCAUUAAAAUCAGGUGCUAAUAUUGUGGUUACUGGCCGUUGUGUAGAUAGUGCGUUGGUACUAGGUCCAUUAAUUCAUGAAUUUAGUUGGGAUCCUUAUAAUGACUGGGAUUUGUUAGCUUCUGGAUCAUUAGCUGGGCAUAUUAUAGAAUGUGGGUGUCAAGCAACUGGUGGUAAUUUUACGGAUUGGAGAAAAAGUGCCUUUUCACCUGAUGGUGGAUGGAAUAAUAUGGGAUAUCCAAUUGUCGAAUGCUUCAAAGAUGGUGAAUUUUUUGUUACUAAACCCAAGAAUACUGGUGGACUUGUAACACCAGCGACAGUUGGUGAACAAAUGGUAUAUGAAAUAUUAGAUCCCGGCGCAUAUAUUUUGCCAGAUGUAAUUUUGGACCUGAGAGGUGUAAAGUUAAAGCAAGUAGGAGAGAAUAAGGUUUUGGUUACUGGUGCAAAAGGUCGAGCACCAACAAAGUAUUUGAAAGUUUCUGGAAUUUACUCGGAUGGAUAUAAAAUGACUGGACAACUAGUUAUUGGCGGCAUUGAUGCAAGGAGUAAG
Molecule: messenger RNA, 1092 nt
Organism: Racocetra persica
Lineage: Eukaryota; Fungi; Glomeromycota; Glomeromycetes; Diversisporales; Gigasporaceae
Source: the annotation of a GenBank genome assembly